AUGGGUUAUCUGAAUCAUGGAACGUCUCUCCCUCUACUUCUCUGUGUACAUCUUUUGUUGCCACUACUUCCGUUUGCUACGGCAGAGAUAGCCUCCGAGAAGCAAGCACUCCUUGCUUUUGCCUCUGCAGUCUACCGUGGCAACAAGCUGAAUUGGAGUCAAAAUAUCUCACUGUGCUCUUGGCAUGGUGUGACAUGCUCACCGGAUCGAUCGCGUAUAUCGGCCCUUAGGGUGCCAGGUGCUGGUUUGAUUGGUAUUAUUCCUGCUAAUACUCUUGGCAGGCUUGUGUUCCUCCAAGUUUUAAGCCUGAGGUCUAACCGUUUGAGUGGAAGCCUUCCAUACGAUGUUGCCUCACUUCCUUCUUUACAAGCCAUAUUUCUUCAGCACAACGAACUGUCAGGAGACUUGCCUCCAUUUCUUUCCCCAAACCUUAAUACCCUUGAUCUCUCUUACAACUCCUUUACAGGACAAAUCCCAUCAGGUUUGCAGAAUCUUACCAAAUUAUCUGUCCUGAAUUUAGCAGGAAAUUCCCUGUCCGGGCCAAUUCCUGAUCUCAAACUUCCUAGCCUAAGACAGCUAAAUCUGAGCAACAACGAACUGAAUGGUUCAAUUCCUCCCUUUCUCCAAAUCUUCUCAAAUAGCUCCUUCUUAGGGAACUCUGGAUUGUGUGGGCCGCCUCUAACUGAAUGUUCCUUUCUAUCUUCACCAACACCAUCGCAAGCGCCUUCACCACCAAAAUUGCCACAUCAUGAGAAGAAGGCUGGCAAUGGCUUGGUAAUUGCGGCUGUCGCUGGGAGCUUUGUCAUAUUUCUGCUAGCUGCUGUGAUGUUCACUAUGUGCAUUUCAAAGAGGAAGGAGAAGAAAGAUGAAGUGGGUUACAACGGUAAGGUCACUGAUGGUUUAAGGAUUGAGAAGCACAAAGAGGAUGUCAGUAGCGGUGUCCAAAUGGCUCAUAAGAACAAGUUAGUUUUCUUGGAGGGAUGUAGUUACAACUUUGACUUGGAGGAUUUAUUGAGAGCAUCUGCCGAAGUUCUUGGAAAAGGGAGCUAUGGAACUGCCUACAAGGCUAUACUUGAGGAUAGCACUAGUGUGGUAGUCAAGAGGCUAAAGGAUGUUGUGGCAGGGAAGAAAGAAUUUGAGCAGCAGAUGGAGCUCAUAGGGAGGGUAGGUAAACAUGCAAACAUCGCACCUAUUCGGGCCUACUACUACUCGAAGGAUGAGAAGCUUGUUGUUUAUGAGUAUAUUGCUACUGGCAGCUUCUCAGCUCUGUUGCAUGGUAUUAAGGGCGUGUGUGAGAAGACCCCAUUAAAUUGGAACACCAGGAUGAAGAUCAUACUUGGAACAGCACACGGUAUAGAGCACAUUCAUUCAGAAGGUGGCUCCAAGUUCGCACAUGGCAAUAUCAAGUCAACCAAUGUCCUGCUCGAUCAAGACCACAACCCUUAUGUCUCAGACUUUGGGCUGAGCUCUUUGAUGAGCCUUCCAAUCAACACUUCCCGAGUUGGCACUGGUUACCGGGCUCAAGAGACCUUUGAAUCAAGGAAGUUCACUCACAAGUCUGACGUGUACAGUUUCGGUGUUCUCCUCAUGGAGAUGCUGACAGGCAAAGCCCCCCUUCAGUCACAGGGUCAGGAUGACGCCGCCAUCGAUCUACCAAGAUGGGUGCAUUCAGUGGUCCGCGAGGAGUGGACCGCUGAAGUGUUUGAUGUCCAGCUGAUGAAGUAUCCUAACAUAGAAGAUGAGCUGGUCCAGAUGCUCCAUAUUGCCAUGGCAUGCACAGCGUGGUCUCCAGACCGACGUCCGACAAUGGUGGAGGUGAUCAGGAUGAUGGAUGAGCUCCGGCAGCCUGCUUCCGAGAGCCGCACUCCCUCCAUUGGCAAUCCCACGGAAUCCAGUCCUCUGUCAGCCUGA
Molecule: messenger RNA, 1911 nt
Organism: Miscanthus lutarioriparius
Lineage: Eukaryota; Viridiplantae; Streptophyta; Magnoliopsida; Poales; Poaceae
Source: the annotation of a GenBank genome assembly